Danio aesculapii is the source of this 3419-nucleotide messenger RNA. Its product is annotated as PH and SEC7 domain-containing protein 1. Gene Ontology annotation, molecular function: phospholipid binding; protein binding; guanyl-nucleotide exchange factor activity. NCBI's taxonomy places the organism in Eukaryota, Metazoa, Chordata, Actinopteri, Cypriniformes, Danionidae. The record is from RefSeq and is a predicted model, not a curated record. Gene Ontology annotation, biological process: regulation of ARF protein signal transduction.
CAGGAAGUGUGUGUGUGUGUUGAGCAGAAGUCAGUGUGAGCACAUCCGCUCUGUGUGUUUCUGAGAUCUCUGACUGCUGAAGGAGUCUGCUGAUGGACUCUUCUGGACUCUUCUGAGUGUGUGUGAGCACAGAUGGAGGCUCCGGCGGGCGAAUCGGAGCUGUAUCUGGAGGCGGUGCGCUACAUGCAGCGGGUGGAGAGUGUGUGUGGGGCGACCUCUGACCCCAAGCCCUGCACCGCACCCGCAUACGCCACCGUACAGUGGGACGCAGCCGAGCCUGCAGCAGGGCGAGAGCCGGGCGAUGUGUGUGUGCUGGCACAGGUGUGUGAAGCUGAUGUUUGCGCACUUGAGGAGCCUCCAGCAGCCUCUGCAGGACACACAGAUGGUGGUCCGCUCUGCACUGACACACACACAUGUGAGGAACCAGCAGUUGAGGAAGAGCUGACCCCUGAUCAGAUGCACACACUUGAGGCAGAGACACACCUGCAGGAAGACCCUUCACAUGCUGAGCACAUCCAGGCCCCCAAUAGCCAUAAACCAGCCCCCACAACCCCUGGAGAACAGCUGACCACACCGACUGAAGCUGACCUGAGAGAUCCAGAGUCCGACAGACAUCCAGCCUACAGUGAGUCUUCAGAGAUGAACCAGAGAGCCCGAGGGCUCCACUCAGAUCAGGGACCUCAGUCAUAUCCACAGUCUCUGGAGCCUAGGUCAGAUGAGGGGCCUCAGUCAAAUCCAGAGUUUCUGGACCCUAGGUCAGAUCAGGGGCCUCAGUCAUAUCCAGAGUCUCUGGAACCUGGGUCAGAUCAGGGGCCUCAGUCAGAUAUGACACCACGGACAGAUCCAGAGCCUCUGGUGCCUAGGUCUAAUUUGGAGCCUAGGUCAGAUCAGAGGUCUCAGUCAGAUCUGGAGCCUAACUUAGAUCAGGGGCCUCAGUCAGAUCUAGAUUCUCUGGAGCCUAGGUCAGAUCAGGGGCCACAGUCAGUUCUGGAGCCAAGCUUAGAUCAGGGGCCUCAGUCAGAUCUAGAUUCUCUGGAGCCUAGGUCAGAUCAGGGGCCUCAGUCGGAUCUGGAGCCACAGUCAGAUACGGAGCCUAGGUCAAAUCUGGAGCCUAGGUCAGAUCAGGGGCCACAGUCAGUUCUGGAGCCUAGCUUAGAUCAGGGGCCUCAGUCAGAUCCAGAUUCUCUGGAGCCUAGGUCAGCUCAGGGGCCUCAGUCAGAUCUGGAGCCACAGUCAGAUUUGGAGUCUCUAAAGCCUAGGUCAGAUCAGGGGCCUCAGUCAGAUCUAGAGCCUCAGUCAGAUCUGGAGUCUCUAAAGCCUAGGUCAGAUCAGGGGCCUCAGUCAGAAUUGGAACCAAGUUUAGAUCAGUGGUCUCAGUCAGAUCCGGAUUCUCUGGAGCCUAGGUUAGGUUUGGCACCACAGUCAGAUCUGGAGCCUCUGGAGCCUAGGUCAAAUCUAGAGCCUAGGUCAGAUAAGGGGCCUCAGUCAGAUCUGGAGCCUAGGUCAGAUCCGGAGCCUCUGGAACCACAGUCAAAUCAGGAACCUCUGGAGCCUAAGUGGAAUUUAGAGCCUAGGUCAGAUCUGGAGCCUAGGUCAGAUCAGGAGGUUCUGGAGCCUAAAUUAGACCUGGGGCCCCCAAAGUAUCCGGGUACACAAAAUACGGCAACAGGGAUCAGCCUCAUCAUGCAGCACACGACCUUGGUGGGGCCCCUCAUUAAUGGUACGGCUGAGAUGGAGAACAAGGCCCAGACCCAACCAGUGAACAGGGCUGAGGCUCAGCGUUUGGCAGAGAAGCUCUACAGACUGGAUGGGUUUCAGCGCACUGAUGUGGUCAGGCAUCUGGACAAGGAUAAUGACUUCAGUCGAGCUGUCGGGGAAGAGUAUCUGCGGUUCUUCGACUUCACUGAUCAGAGCCUGGAGCUCGCACUGCGGUGUUUCCUGAAGGAGGUGGUUCUGCUGGGGGAGUCUCAGGAGCGAGAGCGUGUCCUGCAGCACUUCUCCUGUCGCUUCCAGAACUGUAACCCUGAGGCCUUCGACUCCACAUCCAGCGUGCUCACACUCACCUGCGCCCUCAUGCUGCUCAACACAGACCUGCACGGACAGAACGUUGGGAAGCCCAUGUCUUCAACGGACUUUGUGUCGAAUCUAGAGGGCAUGAAUGGAGGUGAAAGCUUCAGCCGGGACCUCCUGAAGAGUCUCUACAGCUCCAUCAAGAGCCAGCCGCUGCAGUGGGCCAUAGAGGACGAGGUUUUGGCCAAAUCCCUGAUGCUGGAGCCAGAUGGCGAGAAGGAUGGGCCGCUGCGCUCCAAGAGUAACCCGUUCCAGGAUCCACACGACACCAAGGCCAGCGUCUUCCACAAAGGCUUUCUGAAGCGGAAAGCACAUGCGGACAUCGACGGCAAACGUACUCCGUGGGGGAAACGAAGCUGGAAGACGUUUUAUGCCAUGCUGAAGGGAAUGGUGCUGUACCUGCAGAAGGAUGAUUAUGUGAAGGACGGUCAGGGCUCAGACGAGGUGCUCAGUGUCCAUCAUGCUCUGGCUGAGCAGGCACUGCAGUACACCAAACGGCCACACGUGUUCCGGCUGCAGACGGCUGACUGGAGGGUGUUCCUGUUCGAGGCCCCCACCACAGAGCAGAUGAACUCCUGGAUCGGCCGCAUUAAUCUGGUGUCUGCACUUCAUUCCUCUCCGCCGUUUCCAGCCGCCGUCGGCUCACAGAGGAGAUUCUGUCGGCCGAUCCUGCCGGCGACGCAGGCCAACCUCCCGCUGGACAAACAGCUGCAGUCGCACGCGGCAAUGCUUUACAGUUUCCAGCAGGAUCUGUCCCUCCAGCAGGGGGCGCUGGACGGCAGGAAACCCAGAGCGAGAGCGCUGGAGGAGCAGCGGCAGAGGGAGGAGUACCUGCAGUAUGAGAAGGGUCGGUAUGAGGUGUACCUGCAGGCGCUGGAGGUGUGGCGAUCUCUGGAUGCGGACGCAGUGGUGGCGGACCGGCUGUGUGUGUAUGACGAGUGUGUGUGCGCAGCGGUGGAUCAGAUGGACCUCAGCGCCGCCCCGAUCCAGCGUUCACACUCCAGCCCAUCUCUAGAGCUGCAGACGCCGCCGCCGCCGGCGGUCAAAGUCAAACGCAACAUCUCGGAGAGGAGGACCGUCCGCAAAGUCAUCCCUCGCCGAAACAAAGAGCUCUGAAGAGCCGGGACUAACACACAGACCCUCCGCUCCGGCAGGACUCUGAGCGAAACAGAAUAUUACAGAGACUAUACAGAGCGAAACAGCAGCUGUAAUGUUUGUCACACACACUCACACACACUCACACAUACACUCUCACACACACAAUCACACAUACACACACUCCAUCCCUGCACUGAUCUCCCAGUGGCGGAGCUGCUGACCGCAGCCACUAGAGGGAGACACUGCUCAGA